Molecule: messenger RNA, 1401 nt
Organism: Coffea arabica (coffee)
Lineage: Eukaryota; Viridiplantae; Streptophyta; Magnoliopsida; Gentianales; Rubiaceae
Source: RefSeq, a predicted model, not a curated record
GCGAUUUGAAAUAAACAGAGAAACUUUCCCAAACCUAUGGCGGGAAUGGACUCAGAGAAGCAACUCCUGUCUCUCAUUCGCAACUUCGCUUCCGAAAAUUCUCAUGGAGAGCACGAAAUCGUGAAUCUGAAGAAGCGCAUUGAAGAACUUCGAUCCGAGCUUAUUAAAGCGAAUGCAGAGCUCGAAGAUGCCAAGCUUGGCAAGGAAUCAUCGGAGCAAGAGCUCAAAGGCUACGAAGUCGAAUUAGCUAUGAACGAGGCCUCCAUCCAAACCCUAGAGGCGAGGAUUAAUUCUGUUCAGGAUGCGAUAUCUGCGGUUGGAUCUGAGUUAGAGGCUCUGAGGAACCAAGGAGAUGCCGAAAGCAGAGACGAUUUUAUUGAUAAAAUGCUGGAGCUUAAUGCGCGUAUACGAAAGUUCCAUGAGUCUGUAGUCUCUGAUCCAAAUAAGGAGGAUUCUUGUGGAACAACAUCAAGCAAAGAAGGAGUCUCUAAAACCGCUGCCGAGGUUGAAAUUGUCCAAAGUGAACUUGAUCAAACAGUCUCCCGCAUCAAAUUGGAGAAACGAGCUUACGAAACUGAACAGGGUGUCCAUAAACUAGUUCAGCAGGAUUUAAGUGAUCUCGAAAGGAAAGCCUCACUGAUGGAGAGUAUUAUGAAAGAGGAUACAGAGUUGAGGGAGUUGACUAGGCAGACAUCUGAAUUGGAAGAGAAAUGUGCUUCGUUUAGAGAUGAGUUGCAGAGGAGGUUUCAAUGUCCCAGUUGUCAACGGGACAAUUCCGAGGCUUUGGAUGUCCUUCUCCAGACAAUCAGAACUUAAAAUCUUGCAAUUAGUUUCACAUCCAGGAACUUUAUUUUGUCAAAUGAAAAAGGAAUGUGGAUUUUGCAAAUAAGGAGUCAGGAUUCUAGAGUCUUAAAAACAUUUUACUCAUCUACAGGGCUGCAACCGGUUCGAUGAUCUUAAGCUGUGUGUUCUUGUAGGGAACUGCAAAAUUGAUCCUCUGCAAUUGAGACACUCAUACAUUCUGAUAGUUUCUUUUCUCUAAUAUGUUGGUUGAAGACCAAAAAAGAAAUGGAAUGUCAAUAUAUUUUUAACUUUGAAGAAUGUGACUGUUCUUCAAUCCGUCUUUUCUGUUUCCAUACACAGCAUCAAGAACAGUAUUUACACUUGUUUUACAAGGUAGCUGAGGAAUAAUGUUUUUGUCCUUCUUUUUUUUGUUUAAUUGAGAGUGGAUUUACCCCGCUGAAGGAAAGUCUUGGUCGGGUUAUCUAUUAGUUGGGCAUGCAUCUGCAUCCGUUUUAAUCAAGGAUGUCAAUGUUGUUGUAGCUUCUCCGUUUGCUUGCUUCCCCUGCCAUAGUAAAAGUCACAUUAUACCGGAAUUUGAGUUUGAGUCUCUUAUAUGUA